Messenger RNA from Miscanthus lutarioriparius, 2550 nucleotides. The record is from the annotation of a GenBank genome assembly. Lineage: Eukaryota; Viridiplantae; Streptophyta; Magnoliopsida; Poales; Poaceae.
AUGGCGGAGGACGCACCGCCUGCGGCCCCUGUGAUGACGCCGGAGGAAGUGCAGGCUGAGGCCGAGCUGCGGAUGCGCGACGUAAGCCAGCGCUUUGGCGCUAUCCCGGAGGACCACGAGGAACUGCUCCGGUUACUCGAGGAAGCCGAAAUGUGGUUGUCCAGGGUGGAUCAAUCUCCGCCCGAGAGCAUGUACAAUGCUCUUCGCCCCACUAUGGCUGUUUUGAUUACAAAUGAGCUACUGGAGCACCCUGAUCCCAACGUAAAGGUUGCUCUCACCUCUUGCUUAACUGAAGUUACCAGGAUUACCGCACCAGAGGCCCCCUAUGAUGAUGAUGUUAUGAAGGCCGUGUUUAAGAGAAUUGUGGAUACUUUUGCUGACUUGGAUGAUAUGAACAGCCCUUCCUUUUCAAGGAGGGUUUCGAUCCUUGAUUCUGUUGCAAGGGUUCGUUGUUGUGUUCUGAUGUUGGAUCUUGACUUGGACCAUAUGAUACUGGAUAUGUUCCGUCAUUUCUUCAAAACUGCCUCCACCAGGCAUUCAGAACAAGUCACCCACUGUAUGGAAAUUAUAAUGCUGUUUGUAAUUCAGGAGAGCGAUGAUGUCCAUGCUGAACUGGCAUCGUGCCUGCUUCAGAACCUUACUAAAGAAGCGCAAGAAACUCUCCCAGCAUCUUUUGGACUUGCAGAGAGGGUACUAGGCCUAUGCAGGGACAAGCUCAAACCUGUGCUUCAUGAGUUACUUAAGGGCACUCCCUUGGAUGGAUACAGCAACGUUGUUACAACGUUGUUCCAAGAUGCUGGAGAAAACAAUGUUGAUGCAUCAGGAAAAGACAUGGCAGCUGAAGGUAAACUUUCUGAAAAGUCUGUUUCUGACGAGUCACCACAGGAAACUUCAAAGGUGGACCAAAAUGUCAAUUGCCUAGGCCAAGAAGGUACUAGUCCAAGCAGUACUCCCACAACUGCCAUUAGCAAUGGUGCUGCUCCAGUUGACAAUGUCAAGUCUCCAGAUGGACCAGAUUCUUCAAAACAGAAGCAAGAACUGACUUCUGGUGAGGAGCAGACACCAGAUUCUUCUAACCAGAAGCAAGAACUGACUUCUGGUGACGAGCAGACACCGGAUUCUUCUAAACAGAAGCCAGAACUGACUUCUCUUGACAAGCAGACCAAAAGUUCUGAGCAAUUGAUAUCUUGUGACGAAGAAGUACAAGAACCAGUGACUGUUGAAACUGAAAAGCUAUCUGAUGUCAAUUCAAAGAAAGAUCACAAGCUUGGUUCUUCCAUUGGAUCUGAGAUGAGUGAACAAUCAAAGGUUGUUAAAGACAAUGAGGCUCUAGUAGCAUCUGAGUUAUCCCCAGAGACAAAUGAUGGUGAUAAAAAGCAGCUAUCAGAGACUGGCAAUAUAACUGCUGAGGAAUCAUCAAAACCAACUGAUACUAAGCCUGCUGUGGUUAAGCCAAAGAGAGGCCGACCUCCAGCAGCAAAGUCUCAGGAGAAAAAGCCUGUCGGAAAGAAACAUGCAUCAGACCUAAAAUCUGCAAAACUUGACCCUGUCACUGAUUCUGGAGGGAGAGCUACAAGACAACUGAAUAAAGAUGCUGCGAAGUCUUCAUCAACUAAGGCUGCUGAAGGAGAAUCUGGCAAGAAGCAACAUAAAACCAGUAUGAAAUUGCAGAAAGAAGAUGCUGUCUCUGAUAAAGACACCGAUGAAGAUAUUAGUUUGAAGGAAAUGGUGUCCCCAACAAGGAUCGAUAAAUCAAAAGGCCAACAAGAGGAUGGUGGGGCGUCAUCAAAAAGGAAACGUUUGCAGGAAGCUCAAGAGACCCCUCUAUCAAAGAAAAACAAAAUGCUUGAUGAAAACCUUGUUGGCUCAAGAAUCAAAGUUUGGUGGCCAGAUGACAAAAUGUUCUAUGCGGGUGUUGUCGAAUCAUUUGAUGCAUCGUCAAAGAAGCACAAGGUUUCGUAUGAUGAUGGUGAUGUUGAGGUACUAGUGCUUAAGAAGGAAAGAUGGGAGUUCACUGCUGAGGAACAAGACACUGAUCCUGAUACACCAUCUAAUAUACGACGUGGCAGAAAAGCUAAAGGGAGCUCGGGUCAACAAAUGAAGGAAGGAAAAACAGGAACACCUCAAAGUGGCAGUGAUGUUAAGAAUCCUCCCAAGAAGAGAGGGCGUCCAAAAGGGUCUGUGACUCCAGCCAGACUGAAGGGAAAAAGUGCUGAGAAGGAUAGUCAAGAAACACCUAAGACUGGCAUUAACUCUAAGAAGGAAGGUGCAAGGCCCUCUCGAUCUACUGGAAAGGCUAAGGAUGCUGUUGUCAAGGCAAGCAGCAAGGAUGAGCCUGAUAGCACCGACAACUCAAAGGAUGAUGCUGGCAGUGAAGACAAGAAUUCACAAGAUGAAGUGAAAUCCAGUGAAGCUAUUGAUGGAUCCAAGACCAAUGGUCUUUCAACCAAAAGGAAGCUAGAGGAGAAUGAAGGUGAGUCAUCGGAGGAGGAGAAGGGGUCUGCUAAAACCACUAGCAGAAAGAAGCGCAGAAGAAAGAGCCGCAACUAG